Molecule: messenger RNA, 378 nt
Organism: Pyricularia pennisetigena
Lineage: Eukaryota; Fungi; Ascomycota; Sordariomycetes; Magnaporthales; Pyriculariaceae
Exons: 2
Coding region: 1-378 (125 amino acids)
Source: RefSeq, a predicted model, not a curated record
AUGGCCCAGUCCAUGUACAACCUGGGUAAGGGGCCCAAUGUCGAAAACCUCCUCGGCUACAUGACAAUCGCAGACAACGACGAGGGCGUUUCAACGGCAGGGAACUUAGCUCAGGUUAACCAACAGACAAAGAACGUUAUCCCCUGCGCCGGUACCUGCUCGCUUUACCGUGUUUCGUUCCGACGCCUAAUGCUCCUGUGCGCUGUUCCAAAGAUGGAGCCGUGCGGGGGCGGUGCUGGUGGUGCUACUACUAAGGCGCCGUGUGGUACACACGCUGGGAGAUACGCCCGCGAGGAAACCGGGAAUGUCCGUCCGGGGUCGGCUCGGGUGGGGCGCAUCGAGCGCAUGGUUCCCGCCGAUCUUGUGGGAUCGGGGUAA